AUGAAUCAAGAUACAGAGAGUGACAACUCAGAAUAUGCCGAAGCACACAGCAAUAAAAGCUUGGAAGUCCCAGAGGUCGAUGAAGAGAAAGUAGAAAUGGCGGAUAGUGAAAGUAAUUACGAGAAAUCUGAUGAAAAGGAUGAAAGUAAUGAUGAGAAAUUUGAUGAAAAGGAUGUAACACCUAUCGAUACAUCGAAUGAUACUGACUUGCCUUCAAGGGAACCCAUGAAAGAUUAUUUCAGAUUGAAUGAACCUAUAAUAUUUGAACCUGAAGAUCUUACACCUUCAAACAAUCACUUAUUAGUGAACAACUUGAAUCGGAUCAAAACUACCUUCGAUAAUCACCAAGAUAAAUCAUCAAUAGAUCAAGGAACUUCAACUUUAAAAUCGUUAUUUCAACAAAUAAAGAACGCCAGUAUGAUAAACACUCAAAGUUCCAUUGAAUGGGAGAAAUGGGAAGAUCUUAUCAAUGAUAAAUUACCAAUUGAGGAAAUAAAUCUCUUGAUCAAUAAGGGUAUACCCAAUGAAAUCAGAGGAAUCAUCUGGGGAAUAAUAUCCAGGUCAAAUAAUUUGAAAUUGAAUGAUUACUUCUAUAACCAUGCUAAUUUGGAAUCCAUUCAUGAACGUCAGAUCAAGAAAGAUAUCACCAGAACAAGUUUCUAUACCUCCAUUUCCAAAUUAGAUAAGAUUAAUGAGAUUUUUAACAUCCUUAAGAUAUAUUCUAACUAUGAUAAAGAGAUAGGGUAUACUCAAGGAAUGAUAUUCGUGUUAACACCUAUAAAUCUUCAAUUGAAUGAAUUCGAAAGUUUCAAUUUGUUAGUUAAUAUCAUGUAUGAUUAUAAUUUAAGAAGUUUCUUUGAUAACGAAAUGAAAGGUUUACAUUUGAUGUUAUACAAAUUCGAUAGAUUAUUACAAUUGACUCGACCCAACUUGUUCAAUCAUCUUAUCAAUCAAGGAAUUAAGUCAUCUAUGUAUGCUAGUCAAUGGUUUUUGACUCUUUUCAGUUAUAAGUUUCCUAUUGAUAUAGUUUAUCGCAUAUUUGAUCAUUUCAUAUUUGAAGGAUUGGACUUCUUAUUGAAAAUCAGUAUCAAUUUGAUGAUUUUGAAUGAACAUAAUCUCAUGAAUUUGAAGUUUGAUAAGUUAUUGGGGUUCUUACAGAAUUCUUUGUUCAAUAUCUUUGUCAACGAUAAGUAUAUUGGUGAUAAGAGUCCUGAGAAAUCUGUCAUCACUGAUUUCUAUAGUAUCGAUAAAAUCUUCAAGAACCUUAUAAAUAUCAAUCCUAAUGAUAUGAUAAAAUUCGAAGCAGAAUUCAAUGAAUUGUAUCGCCAGAAUAAAUUAAAGGAAGAAAGAAUCAAUAAAAUGAAUCUUGUUAAUGGGAAAUUAAGGAAUGAGAUUAAAUAUUUACAAAUGAACUUAGCUAGUCUAAAUCAAGAUCAUUUGAGUUUAUUACAAAACUUAAUCAAUUAUAAAAUCAAGUUGCCUGAAUUGGUGUCACAGAACUUUGAGUUACGAGAAAACAUUGACCAAUUGACGGAAGAUAUCGAUAAUUUGAAAACUAAAAUCAAUGAUGAUGUUCCUGAAGAUAUUGAGAAUCAAAUCAGUAAAUUGUUAGAUAUCAACAAAUCUGAAACUGAGAGAAAUAUCUCUUUAGAAGAUGAAUUAGACGAACUAAUGGCUCAAGAUAAAGAGUUAGAUGAGAAAUUAGCACCUUUUAAGAAGAGUUGGUUCUGGAAAUGA
Yamadazyma jaroonii is the source of this 1737-nucleotide messenger RNA. The record is from the annotation of a GenBank genome assembly. Lineage: Eukaryota; Fungi; Ascomycota; Pichiomycetes; Serinales; Debaryomycetaceae.